Molecule: messenger RNA, 5908 nt
Organism: Cercocebus atys (sooty mangabey)
Lineage: Eukaryota; Metazoa; Chordata; Mammalia; Primates; Cercopithecidae
Gene: CHST15
Product: carbohydrate (N-acetylgalactosamine 4-sulfate 6-O) sulfotransferase 15
Exons: 8
Coding region: 1728-3413 (561 amino acids)
Biological process (GO): hexose biosynthetic process
Molecular function (GO): N-acetylgalactosamine 4-sulfate 6-O-sulfotransferase activity
Source: RefSeq, a predicted model, not a curated record
CAAGUGUGCUUUAAAAAUAAGCUUAAAAACUGCCUGGGUUUUGUAUGCACAGAUUUUGGGCCGGCCAGGAAGAUCCCCCAGAUCGUGGUUUGAGAAUACCUGUUUUAGACAAAGCACGAGUGACGCGUCCCAGGCAUCAGGAAAGAUGAAAUCUGGCAAGGAAACCAUAAGGAUCAGAUUACAGGAAAGGCUUGCUCAGGGAGAGGAAGGAAGCAAGGAAGAAAUUAGUAACUAAAAAGAGGCAAGGAGGAAGGCCUCUUCAUCAGGAGGCGGGGGAGUGUGGACCGGUUGUUUGGAUAUCUAAAACAAAACAGCUGUGGUUGUCAUACACACACAUUUUGUCAGAAAAUAACCUGGUGUGUUAUUUUCCGAUGUUUCAGCCAUUGUGUCUUGAUUCAGGAACAGCUCCCUUCUGAGUUUCUUUUUGUUUGUUUGUUUUUGAGAGAGGGUCUCAUUCUGUUGCACAGCUGGUGCAGUGGUGUGAUCACGACUCACUGCAGCCACAACCUCCCCAGGCUCAAGCAAUCCUCCCACCUCAGCCUCCCGAGUAGCUGGGACUACAGGUGUGCACCACCACACCCAGCUAAUUUUUGUAUUUUUUAUAGAGAUGGGGUUUUGCCAUGUUGCCCAAGCUGGUCUAGAACCCCUGGGCUUGAGUCAUCCUACUGCCUAGUGCUGGGAUGACAGGUGUGAGCCACUGCGCCCAGCCUCCCCUCUGAGUUUCCAUCAUCAUGUUGGCAUAUCUACUGCUGGUGGUAGCCAGCCUCCAGGAGGCAGAGGUUGCAGUGAGCUGAGAUCACACCACUGCACUCCAGCCUGGGCGACAGAGUGAGACUCUAUCUCGGAAAAAAAAAAAGAAAAAGAAAAAUCGACCCUUUAUUAUUUCUCUGCUGUCUUUAGGAAUUGGCUGAGAUCCAGUGGGUGUUGGCUGCUCUGGGUGGGCUCAGCCAGGUGGCCCUGCUCCACCUGUCUCAACUCCUCCUGGCCAAGCAAGGGUGCAAGAGGACAAAUGAGUACACAGGACAUGUCUGAGGGCCUGGCAUGUGCCAGCUCUAAGCCCACUUCUGCCUCAUUCUGCUGGCCAAAGCAAGCCACCCGACUCAAACUGAAGGGUGGAGAAAUACAUCACUGCUGCAGCUGAAGGCCCUCCAAAGUGGCAAAGAAUGUGAACAAGGGGAAGAAGAAAAACUUGAGACCAAUAAUGCAAUCUAUGGAAAUCUGGCAUUUUUUAAAGUUUGCGCCCCACAAAGAGGAAAUAUUCCAAAAGUACUCAGGAUGUAAAAGUGGAGAUCUUCACAGAUGCCUCCGUGGAUGGCAUGGCAAUCCAUCCAUCAGUGAGAAGACCAUGAUUUCUUUUAAUUUUUUGUGUGUUUCCAUAUUCCCCAGUGAGAAUUCUUCCACCUUUUUUUGUGCCAUGGGAAAAACCUGAAGGGCAGGCAGAGCUGCUCCCGAACUAGUGACCUUCUCCAAGGUUGCAGAGGCUCUUGUAGAACAUGACUCUGGGACAUCACUUCCUUUGUUUUCUUUCGGAGCUGAACCAAAGAAUGUGCGUCCUCUUUCUCUAGUGCUGUGGUGUGUGCUUAUUUUUGUAUUUGUGCUUUCCAUCCAUCUUAUGUAAUCACAAGGCAUCCUUAAGGUUUUCCGGCACAAUUUGUGGACAUCCAGACUCCUGGAGGGACCACCACCCAUGGCUCGGUAAGCCAGCAGCCCAGGGCACUGGCACUACCAUGAGGCACUGCAUUAAUUGCUGCAUACAGCUGUUACCCGACGGUGCACACAAGCACCAGGUCAACUGCCGAGGGGGCCCCCACCACGGUCACCAGGCGUGCCCCACGUGCAAAGGAGAAAACAAAAUUCUGUUUCGUGUGGACAGUAAGCAGAUGAACUUACUUGCUGUUCUCGAAGUGAGGACUGAAGGGAACGAGAACUGGGGUGGGUUUAUGCGCUUCAAGAAGGGGAAGCGAUGUAGCCUCGUUUUUGGACUAAUAAUAAUGACCUUGGUAAUGGCUUCUUACAUCCUUUCUGGGGCCCACCAAGAGCUUCUGAUCUCAUCACCUUUCCAUUACGGAGGCUUCCCCAGCAACCCCAGCUUGAUGGACAGCGAAAACCCAAGCGACACAAAAGAACAUCAUCAUCAAUCCUCUGUAAAUAAUAUUUCAUACGUGAAGGACUAUCCAAGCAUUAAAUUAAUUAUCAACAGCAUCACAGCUAGGAUUGAGUUCACGACCAGACAACUCCCAGACUUAGAAGACCUUAAGAAGCAGGAGUUGCAUAUGUUUUCAGUCAUCCCCAAUAAAUUCCUUCCAAACAGUAAGAGCCCCUGUUGGUACGAGGAGUUCUCGGGGCGGAACACCACAGACCCGUACCUCACCAACUCCUACGUGCUCUACUCCAAGCGCUUCCGCUCCACCUUCGACGCGCUGCGCAAGGCCUUCUGGGGCCACCUGGCGCACGCGCACGGGAAGCACUUCCGCCUGCGCUGCCUGCCGCACUUCUACAUCAUAGGGCAGCCUAAGUGCGGGACCACAGACCUCUAUGACCGCCUGCGGCUGCACCCUGAGGUCAAGUUCUCCGCCAUCAAGGAGCCACACUGGUGGACCCGGAAGCGGUUUGGAAUUGUCCGCCUAAGAGAUGGGCUGCGAGACCGCUAUCCUGUGGAAGAUUAUCUGGACCUCUUUGACCUGGCCGCACACCAGAUCCAUCAAGGACUGCAGGCCAGCUCUGCAAAGGAGCAGAGCAAGAUGAAUACAAUCAUUAUCGGGGAGGCCAGUGCUUCCACUAUGUGGGAUAACAAUGCCUGGACGUUCUUUUACGACAACAGCACAGACGGCGAGCCACCGUUUCUGACCCAGGACUUCAUCCACGCCUUUCAGCCGAAUGCCAAACUGAUUGUCAUGCUCAGGGACCCUGUGGAGAGGUUGUACUCAGACUAUCUCUACUUUGCAAGUUCGAAUAAAUCCGCAGACGACUUCCAUGAGAAAGUGACAGAAGCUCUGCAGCUGUUUGAAAAUUGCAUGCUUGAUUAUUCACUGCGCGCCUGCGUCUACAACAACACCCUCAACAACGCCAUGCCUGUGAGGCUCCAGGUCGGGCUGUAUGCUGUGUACCUUCUGGACUGGCUCAGUGUUUUUGACAAGCAACAGUUUCUCAUUCUUCGCCUGGAAGAUCAUGCAUCCAACGUCAAGUACACCAUGCACAAGGUCUUCCAGUUUCUGAACCUAGGGCCCUUAAGUGAGAAGCAGGAGGCUUUGAUGACCAAGAGCCCCGCCUCCAAUGCACGGCGUCCCGAGGACCGGAACCUGGGGCCCAUGUGGCCCAUCACACAGAAGAUUCUGCGGGAUUUCUACAGGCCUUUCAACGCUAGACUGGCGCAGGUCCUCGCUGAUGAGGCGUUUGCGUGGAAGACGACGUGAGAGCUGAACUGUUGCUGCACGUGCUGGGCCCGCCAAUGCCGUCAUCACCAGGAUUUUACAAAUCUCUUUGCAGGGAACUGUUUGACUCAUGGUAUGGAAAACCCCAGGACUCCGCCACUCCAGGCACACAUGAAGUAUAACCAUUUUGGAAUUUCUUUUGUGAUGUUCAAGAGCUCAGCAAUGGACCCCUCACAGAGCUCCUCGUCUGAGGCCAGUGAAGACCCCAUUUCUCAAGAAUUCAGCUCUGCUCCGAGCGUCCUGGAGCUUGGGGAUGCAGCCAGCUGACCCUGCACUGGGUGUGGAGAGAACACCUAGGGAAGGCAGCCCAGCGCUGCCCGCCUCCGCCUUCUGGCGAGCCUCAGUCUGGGUUCUGAGUCAGCACGCCAGAGGUCAUGCCACAGGGCUGGCUGGAACUUACACUUCACGUUCCCUUUUUUCCCCCUAGAGAUGGGGUCUCGCUGUGUUGCGCAGACUGUCUAUAUUCAAUGGCUAUCUUCACAGGUGUGAUCAUAUCACAUUCACUUCUGAAACGCUUGUUGGGAUCGCUAAGCUCACUGGAACAGAGAACCGCAGUCUUUCGAGAAUGGAGGCUCUUCAUUUUUUUUUCUCCUUUACUCCAAAGUCAGCCCUCUAGUUUCUUCAGAUGUAAACCCUGUUAACGUCACUGUUUCCAAAAGGAAAAAAAUCAGUCAGCUUUUGGCAGCACCUUCAUCUCUCUGACCUCCUCCUAUUCUGUCCUUGUGGACUUUACUUAUGUUUAACCUAGAAAAUGAAUACAUUGAAAACAAAACCACUUUCUGCAUUUAACCAGUCCUGGCUCUCUCUCUCUGCUGCCUCUUUAUAUGUCAAGAAAUUCAGUUUAUAAUUGGAAGGGAAAUUUUUGCUGUUAAUGCCAGAAUGAGCAACCUGAAGGAAUUGAACACUUCAUGGAAAAUGUAGGUAAUUCAAGCCCUCAUCAGGUUUACAAGAUCAUCAGAGAAACAGAGGAUUUUAAUUUUUAGUUCUGGCCGGCUACAGGCUCCAUUUCUCCGCCUUCCCAUUGGAAAACGUUUAUUUCCACAUUCUCCACUACGUGUGGUCAAAGUUCCUCGCCCAGCAAGGGACUAUAGAUACCCCUGUCCCAAUUCCGAAACACAAUGCAUAAGCUGAACUUGGGCUGAACGUGGCGUGUUGAGAUUUGGGAUGAGGUUUCUAAGAGUCGUGUUCUUCAUGGAAUUUUCCAGGCUACUUGGCAGCUUGGUUUACCGAUGGAUGGGCAAGAGAUCUUGUCAUUUCUUGGCAGUCACGGGCAAGAUUGAAGAGAAGACCUGAGCAUCCUUGGCAACAGCCCAGGUGGGACCUGGAUGAAGCUUUGCACUCAAGUGUUGUCAAGGGAAGCUUCCUGUGAACCAAAGUUCUCAGGCCAAGGUCUCGUCCACCAAAGCCAGAAAGUGCAAGCACCCGUCUACCCAGCUCUAACUUGCAUGUGUGAGACAGACCGGGCUUUAGGGGUAGGAGGAUCUGCAGUCGCUCAGCCGUCCCCUGGUGCUGUUGUCUUUCUGCCAUCAGGGAAGGGACACACAGCCCAUUUGAAGGUGUGCAGAGGGCUCUGAGCGCCAAGAUGGCCGGGAGCUGUUCCUGCUACUGAAGGAGCUGUGUGUCCCGAACUCCCACUUGCAGGGACAGUCCCCACCUUCUCUAUAGCCGGCACUGGGAGCAGCCGCCAGCAGGGAUAUCUGGUCUGAGCACAAGGAUGCUUUAGGGAGAGAUCCCUUCAGUGUGUGUGUGUAUUUAUUUGCAGUACAGUGUGUGUGUGUGUGUGUGUGUACUCGCACGUGUGGGUGAGUGCGUCUUCUGAGUGAGUUCUGUUCAGUUCCAGUUGCUAAUGAGGCUCCUCCGCUCUGGACACAACCCUUUUAUAGAUUAAUUUCUCUGCCAAUUAACUUGUCAUUUUCAGUACAUAUUUUACUAUUCCACACCAACCAUAAUUAUAACAAGGGAUUUUUCUUAUGCACUCCUAUGCAUGUGAAUAACAUGUGGUGUAAUUCUGCUUCUUACAGAAGUAUUACUGAAGGUAUUAUUUCCAAUAUUAUUUGGUUUAUUAUGCGGAUCUUUUUUAUAUAUGCAGUCCCAUCCCUUCUGUGCCAAUCAAUGCCAUCCAGACAUGGUUUUUCCCUCCAGGGGCCUUUCUCCAGAGGGCACUUCUGCUGCCUCUGCUUCCUCUCGUUCGAGGCCCGGCUCUUGCUGACAGGAUAGGUUCCGUUCUGGGCGGUGGUUCUCGAGCCUGCCAUUCAAAACCAAAGUGAAUUAGAGCAUUUCUCAUAACAUGGUAUUGAAGUUCCUUUUUGUUCUCAAAAGCUGUGUACCAGACUGUGUUAAAUUGUACUCCCUUAGUCCUGUAAAGUAUGUUCAGUAAAUCGCAGUUACACUGUACUUUUAUUAAUAUUUAACAUAAUUAAAGAUGGACCCAUGUGAGUGACGCCUGUGGAGCGGGUGCUUUUCCUCUGCAGCCAGGC